AUGGUGAGGCUUUUCGUGUGUGUUUUGGAGGCCAAGGACCUUCCCGUGGGGGAUACAUACGUGAAGCUUAGACUCGCCAAGGUCAAGGCCAAGACAAAGAUUUUGAGGAACACGUGCACCCCCGUUUGGAACCAGGAGUUUAGCUUCAAGGUGCAUGAUGCCGAGGAUGUGCUCGUUGUGUCUCUUGUUAAUCAUGAUAAUGAGAGCAGGGUAGUCACUGGUUAUGUGGUGGGCGAGGUACGGAUACCUGUUGGCUCAAUUGCUUUGGAGGAAAACCAAACCUCGCUACACAGCUGGUUCUCUCUUGAAAGCCCCCCGACUGGGAAAUUUUUCAAUAAAUAUUGUGGGAAAAUUCUUCUUACUGUUUCUCUUCAUGGCAAAGACUGUGCUUCUUUGACCAAGCAUAAGCAUUCUUCAAAUUCAAUUGUUGCAGUUGAGAACUCAAAAGACUUGGAGGGUCUUCACACUUCAUGUCGGGCACCUUAUGAUAAAGCGGGUGUAGGAAAACAGUGGAAAUUUAUUGCUAAUUGUCUGCAUAAGAUUUUCAAAAAGAAAGAAGGAAACUCAAAGCCUGGGGAUUCUUCAGAACAAUCCACUUUAUUAUCUGAUUGUGAAGAUAGUGAGCAGGAAAAAUCGUCUCCUUGUAAUUUUGAAGAAGCUGUUGAAAUAAUGAAAUCAGGAGAUAACAAACCUGAGAUGCCUGAAAAUUUAUCGGGGGGUGUUCUAGUAAAUCAGAUUUAUUUAGUCUCUCCGAAUGACCUUAAUGUGUUUCUUUUUGCUCCCAAUUCACAGUUUCGUAAGGAGUUGGCUGAAGUGCAGGGAAUAACAAAUUUGCAAGAGCGGCCUUGGACAUGGAAAAAUGGAGAUGUGUCAAGUUUAACACGAGUUAUUUCCUAUAAAAAAGCUGCUACAAAAUUGAUUAAGGCAGUUACCGCCACUGAGGAGCAAACCUACAUUAGAGUGAGUACAAAGGAAUUUGCCAUACUUGUUAGUGUAAGCACACCAGAGGUCCCAUAUGGAAAUACAUUUAGGAUUGAAUUGCUUUACAAGAUAAUGCCUGGUGGAGAGGCAUCUUCAGGAGAGGAAUCCUCCCAUCUUGUUGUGUCAUGGGGCAUUGUCUUCAUUCAAAGCACAAUGAUGAAAGGCAUGAUAGAAAAUGGGGCAAGACAGGGAUUGAAUGAGAAUUUCAGCCUGUUCUCCGAGAAACUUGCGCAGAAUUUUAAGGUACAAGAUAAGACAGAUUUACCAGACAAGGAAUAUUUGUUGGCAACAUUGCAACCUGAAGACCAAUGGCAUUGGUGGCAGGCAAUUACAUACUUUUGUAAUUUCACUGUGUUUUCCACCAUUUUCAUGUGUUUGUAUAUAUUGGUGCAUAUUUUAUAUUGCGGUCCAAGUCCACUUCAGGGCUUGGAAUUUAGGGGGCUUGAAUUGCCAGAUAGCUUUGGGGAGCUCAUAAUAAGUGGAGUUUUAAUCAUCCAGUUGCAGCGUGUUUAUAGUAUGCUGUCUCACUUUAUUCAAGCUAGAUUUCAAAUGGGAACUGACCAUGGACUCAAAGCUCAUGGUGUUGGAUGGGUUCUUACUGUGGCUUUAAUUGAGGGAGUUGACUUGGCCUCCUUGGAGUCAGAAGGGUUGUCAGAUCCCUAUGUAGUUCUGACGUGUAAUGGACAAACAAGAUCAAGCUCUGUCAAGCUUCAAACGUCCAAUCCUCAAUGGAAUGAAAUAUUAGAGUUUGAUGCUAUGGAAGAACCGCCAUCAGUUUUGAAUGUGGAAGUUUUUGAUUUUGACGGUCCAUUUGACCAGGAUGUUUCACUUGGACGUGCUGAGAUCAAUUUCCUAAAGCACACAUCAACUGAGUUAGCAGACAUGUGGCUCUUGCUCCAAGGAAAGCUUGCUCAAUCUUCUCAGGCAAAGUUGCACUUGAGAAAUUUCUUGGACAAUAAUAAAGGUGUUGAAACAAUCAAGGAAUAUUUGGAGAAGAUGGAAAAGGAAGUAGGCAAAAAGUUGAAUCUUAGAUCACCACAAAGAAAUUCCACAUUCCAGAAAUUGUUUGCAUUGCCCCCGGAAGAAUUUCUCAUCAAAGAUUUCACUUGUUACCUCAAGAGAAAAAUGCUUUUACAGGGUCGGCUGUUUCUUUCAGCAAGGAUUAUGGGGUUUCAUGCCAACAUCUUUGGACACAAAACAAAAUUUUUUUUCCUUUGGGAAGAUAUUGAAGAGUUACAAGUGCUUCCUCCAUCAUGGGCAACAAUAGGAAGCCCUACGUUGGUUAUAAUUCUGCGACGAGGUCGAGGUCUUGAUGCAAGGCACGGUGCAAAGACUCAAGAUGAAGAAGGGAGACUUAGGUUUCAUUUUCAGUCAUUUUCAUCAUUUAGUGCUGCCUCCAGAACAAUAAAGGCCUUGUGGAGAACUAGAAUUCUGAACCCCUACCAGAAAGAACAAAAUACAGCCGAACAUGAAGACCAAGAAGGCUUUGUAAUUCCAGAAGACUCUGCAUCUAUCUUAGAAAAUGAAGAAAAAAUGACCAGAAUUUUCUCUGCAGAACUACCAAUCAAGCUGAUGUCACUUAUGGGAAUUUUCGAUGGAGGAAAGCUGGAGCAUAAAAUUAUGCUGAGAACAGGAUGUAUGAACUAUGAAACUACCUCGUGGGAGCUAGUAAAACCUGAUGUCCUUGAGAGGCGUGUUUCUUACCGAUUCAAUCGACAAGUGUCAGCUUUUGGAGGUGAAGUUACAUGCACACAACAAAAAUAUCCAAAUGCAAACACUGGAGGUUGGACUGUGACUGAAGUUAUGGUUCUUCAUGGUGUCCCAUUUGCAGAUCACUUCCAUAUUCAUUUUAGGUUCGAAAUUGAGAAAUCAUCUCUUGGUGAAUGUGCCUGCAAGUGUGAUGCUUACAUUGGUAUUAUGUGGCUUAAGAGCUCCAAGUUUCAGCAGAGGAUCAACCGGAACAUAAUAGCCAAGUUUAACCUUCGACUGAAGGAUAUAUUGGAACUGGUUCAGAAAGAGAUUUUGCUAAUGUGUCAGAACUCACUUGGAUAA
This is a messenger RNA of Sphenostylis stenocarpa, 3033 nucleotides long. NCBI's taxonomy places the organism in Eukaryota, Viridiplantae, Streptophyta, Magnoliopsida, Fabales, Fabaceae. The record is from the annotation of a GenBank genome assembly.